Phytophthora sojae is the source of this 1326-nucleotide messenger RNA. RefSeq lists its product as hypothetical. The transcript is spliced from 2 exons. The record is from RefSeq and is a predicted model, not a curated record. NCBI's taxonomy places the organism in Eukaryota, Oomycota, Peronosporomycetes, Peronosporales, Peronosporaceae. Gene Ontology annotation, molecular function: amino acid transmembrane transporter activity. Gene Ontology annotation, biological process: amino acid transmembrane transport. The coding region runs from base 1 to 1326 and encodes 441 amino acids. Gene Ontology annotation, cellular component: vacuolar membrane.
AUGGCGAGGGAGGCGUUCUUCACGGUUGAGGACAUCAAGAUCUCGUUCAACCUCUUCUGCUGCGUCUGCGGCAUUGGUACGCUUGGUCUGCCCGGUAACUUUGCGCGCGCUGGACCCGUGUACGCCAGCAUUGCCAUGACCUUCAUGAUCUUCGCCAACGUCUACGCGUCCAUCGCCAUGUCCAAGGUUAUGCUGCUCGCGCCCACUUCGGUCGUGACCUUCGGCGAUCUCGGUGAAUGGGCUAUGGGCAAGACCGGGCGCUGGCUGUGCACGGCCUCCCAGUUGGUUUCGUGUGUACUGGUGCCGUGCGUCUUCCUCGUCCUUGGCGGCGGUCUCCUCGACGGCCUCUUCCCGGGAGCCUUCAGCCCGACGGUCUGGAUCAUCCUGAUGGCUGCGAUGGUGCUGCCGCUGUGCCUCGUGCCGACGCUGAAGGAGGGUUCCGGUGUUGCAUUCGCCGGUUGCGUGGGUACCCUCGUGGCGGACGUGAUCGGCGUGGCUGUCGUGAUGCACGGCAUGCGUGGCCACCCGAGCGUCCCGCAGACGGACGUGAGCUUCUCGCAGGUCGCGGGUACGUUCGGCAACCUUGCGCUCAGCUACGGCGCCGGAAUCAUCAUCCCGGACUUGCAGCGCGAGCACUCGGAGCCGCACCGCAUGCCGCGCGUCAUCACCUUCACGAUGAGCAUUAUCUCCAUCCUGUUCGUCGUGCUGUCGGUCGUGCCCUUCACGUCCGCGGGCUGCCAGAUCUCGGGCAACAUUCUCUACACCAUCUACCCGGACUCGAGCACGGGCCUCACCUCUCUGGGCUUCAAGCCCAACUGGGGUGCCGUGGUGCUCGCGUACCUGGCCAUGCAGCUCCACAUCACCACCGCGUUCUCAGUGCUGGUGAAUCCCGCCUUCUACUUCGCCGAGCGCGUGGUUUUGGGCAUGCACAAGCAGACCAAGCCCGCGGACUACCGCGGCGCCAACGCGCUCAAGUACAUCGUGCUUCGUGUCUGCAUGACGGUGAUCCUCGUUGUGAUGUCCAUUCUGUUCAAGGACCACUUCUCCGACUUUGCCGACUUCGUGGGCUCCUCGUCCUUGACCAUGAGCUGCAUCCUGCUGCCGGUGGCUUUCUACGUGAUCAAGGCCUGGGACACCAUGCCACACGUCGAGAAGGUUGCCGCCAUCGUUGUGUUCGUGGUGUGCCUUGUGCUGGGCUGCUACUCGACGUACACGGCCGGCAAGAACCUGUUCGCGCCGUCGGACUCGGACACCCUGUUCCCGUACUGCGAGCCUGAGUUCGAGAACACCGUGUUCUACAACUACACCGCUGCGCACGAGUCUUGA